Messenger RNA from Zerene cesonia (dogface butterfly), 4836 nucleotides. Its product is annotated as dentin sialophosphoprotein-like. The transcript has 13 exons. NCBI's taxonomy places the organism in Eukaryota, Metazoa, Arthropoda, Insecta, Lepidoptera, Pieridae. The coding region runs from base 1 to 4836 and encodes 1611 amino acids. The record is from RefSeq and is a predicted model, not a curated record.
AUGGGGACGCGAUAUAAAUUCAUUUUUAUCUUUUUAGUUAUAGUACCCAUAGGAAUUUUAGCAGAAAACACUGAACCCGGACAAGCCCCCGGUGCUACAGCCAGUGCCGUUGCUAUCGCAACUACAACUGUCGAAAUUGCUCCAGUACCAAGUGCAAACAGUGCUGAGAAACCAUUGAACGGUACAGAAAAACCUAAAGGCAACGAAGGCGCGAAUAAUGAUGACGACUAUGACGACUCCCCGGAAGCACCUUCGGCUGGUGCACAGGCAAGUGCUGUCGCGUCUGCUCAAUCAGGUGGACAAUCAUCAGCAAAUGCAGUAGCGCAAGCAUCUGCAUUGACAACAAGAAAGAAAAAAAGAAAGCAAAAAAAAGCUGACAAUGAAGAGGGGUCACCAAAUGCUAAUGGUGCUAGUAAACCCAAUAAUUCAGAAAGUCCACAAAAUAACACCAGUUCUUCCAAGCCUAUCCAAAAAGACAAUUCAACUGACUCCUCCACCGAUUCAAAAGCAAAUCCUGAGAGUAAUUCUCAUGAUGAAACAAAACCAGUUAAAAGUAAUGAAGCCGGUGAAAGUAAUAAUUCUGAACAACCAGAUAAAAAGGCUGUCAAAAAAUCUGAAUCUAAAGAAAGUAAAGACUCCAGCGAGUCUGGCAAUUCAAAAAAGGAAACAAAAUCUAAUAAAUUGAAAUCUGACAGUGAUUCAAAUGAAAAUGACAACUCCAAAGCAUCGAACAAACCUCAAAAAAACCCUAAACAUGAGGAAGAAAAUCAACAUAGGAGUCGAGAUAAUGAGGAAAACUCUUCAGAUGAUUCCAGUCUUUCAAUUGAAGGAAAUAAAAAGCAUUCAGAUAACGGAAAACAUAAAAGUUCGUCUAGUGAAGAAGGGGAAAGUUCUAGAUAUAAAAAUCGAAAAAACCACAGGCCACAAGAAAGCAAAAAUGAAAAUAGUAAUUCUGAUGAAAGUUCAGAAUCUUACGAAGGGAGUAGAAAUAGGGAAAAUGAAUCAGAUGAUGAGAGUGAUUCUAGCGAAGAAAGAUAUUCCAGAAAUAGAAAAAGGAAACAUAAGCAUAAAAAACCAAAAGAUGAAAGUGACUCUAAUGAAGAGGAAUCUGAUGGGACUAGUAAACAUAAGCAAAAAGAGAAAAGUGAAACCUCAGAUGAAAAAUUAGACAAACACAAAGGAAAAGACUCUGAUAAAUCUUUUAAGCAACCAAAAAUUCAUAAAAGGUACAGUAGAUCAAGUAGAUCUGUUUAUUCAGAACCUUUAAAAGAAAGUGAUGCAGACAGUGACGAGAAUGAUGUCGAAGAACCAAGUCCACAAGAAGAAAAUAAAAGUUCGAAGAGUGGAGACAACGAGUCCAGCAAUAUAAAUGAUUCAGAUGAAAUUAACUCUUCCAGUGGGUCAGAACAACCUAACAGAGAACAAAAAGCAGAUGAGGACAAUAAAUCAAUAGAUUCAAGUGAUAGUGAGUCUGGCAAUGCAGAUUUCUUGAAAAAUAAACGCAGUCGGUCCCGACCACCAAAAAACAAAAAAAAGUCAGAUAUUCCAAACCAAGAGCGUGCUUCUACCGGCUCUGGAAUUGAUUCGAAAGGAUUAGACAAGACAAGUACAGAAGACAAAUCAAGUAAUUCUGAAAUGUCAGAUAGUAAAGAAAUCUCCAAGCAAACUGGAUCAAACGGAAAGUCAAAUUCUAGCAAACCGUGCAAUAAUGAAGUACUUCAAGAAAUUGAAGAGCUAAUAGAGAAUGAACGUAAAGAAUGCAGUGAAAAUAAUCAAUCAGAAAAUAAAGAUGAGGACAACAAAGAAGUCGAGAAAAGUGAAUCUAAUGAAUCACAAAUGCCAAAACAAUCAGACAAAAGCAAACCAGACAAGCCCAAUAACGAUGAAAAUAAAAUUCCGGAGAACUCCAAUACAUCUAAACAGUCGGAAAAUUCCGAAAUUGAAGAAAAUGAUUCAGAAGACUCCAAUUCAAUGAUUGACGAAAUUGAAGAAAUAUUUGGGAUUUCUCAUCACAAACAUAAAAAAUCAAAAACGUCAAAAAUGGACUCUAAAUCAGCAGAAAAACACAAUAAACAUAAGCAUCAUGACGCAAAAGAACAGAAUAAAUCAAAACAACUUGAAAAUUCAGGCGAAUCGAAACAAUCUGAUGGACACGCUAAAAAACAAAGUCCCAAAAAACCCGGUCAAGAAAAAAAUUCAGAAGACUCUAUGAGUUCAGAAGAAACGGACAUAUCUAAAAAGCCAGAAAACAGUGGCAAACCCAAGCACCCCAGCGAUCACAAACAACCUGAUCACGAUAAGAGUAGCAGACACAAAAAGUCAAACGAGGCGGGAAAGAAAGAUUCUGGUUCUGAUGAAGCAAGUGAAGGUAAAAAACCAAAAAAUAACGAACGUCCUAGUAAAGAAUAUGACUCGGAAGAGGCAGAAAAUUCACAAGAUUCUGAUAAGGCCAAACACAAAGGAAGGCAUGAUAAACAUAAACAACCUGGUUCGCAUAAAAAAGAUGAAGACAAAAAAAAAUCACAACAACCUGAAAAUUCGGAUGAAUCCGAAGAAUCAAAAGAAUACGCUAAAAAGCACAAGCAUAAAAAAGCAGGUCAGGAAAGUAAUUCAAAAGAAUCUAUGAGUUCAGAAGAAUCCGAUAAAGCUAAUCAUCCACAAAAGGGUGGCAAGCCUAAACACCCCAGCGAUCACAAACAACCAGAUCAUCAUAAGAAUGACAAACAGGAAAAGAAAGAUGACUCGAAAGAGUCAGAAAAUUCACAAGAAUCUGAAAAAGCCAAACAAAAAGGACAGCACGAUAAACAUAAACAGCCUGGUACACAUAAAAAAUCUGAAGACACGAAAAAAUCAGAACAACCUGAAAAUUCCUAUGAAUCCGAAGAAUCUACAGAAUACGCUAAAAAACACAAACAUAAAAAACCGGGUCAGGAAAGUAAUUCAAAAGAAUCUAUGAGUUCAGAAGAAUCAGGUAAAGGUGGACAUCCAGAAAAGGGUGGCAAGCCUAAACACCCCAGUGAUCACAAACAACCAGAUCACGAUAAGGAUGGCAAUCAUAAAAAUAAAGGCAAAGCGGGAGAAAAAAAAUCUGAUUCCGGUGAAACGAAAGGAAAUAAAAAGCCGAAUAAAAAAGAAAAUCCUAGUAAAGGAGAUGACUCAAAAGAGUCAGAAAAUUCACUAGAAUCUGACAAGACCAAACAAAAAGGACAGCACGAUAAACAUAAAGAACCUGGUUCACAUAAAAAACCUGACGACAAUAACAAACAAGGAAAGCACGAACACCCACAAAAUGAGACUCCAAAUACAGAAUGUAAAUCAAACGAAAACGGAAAAGGAAACAAAAAUCCAAAAACGAUCACACCAAAAGUGACAAAAAAUAAAGAUGAAACUUUGAAGUCUAGUCAAAAGCAAUCAGGUGAAUCAAAGAGUUCGGAUGAAUCUGCUUUUGAUAAAAUAUUCAGUGUAUCUGAAAUACUAGGUAUUCCGGAUAUGUUUGGACCAGCUUACCCUAAGAAUCCUAAACAACCUAAAAAUCUGAAUUCUCAAAAGAAAGAUCCUUCUAAAAAUAGCAAUAAAGACGCUAGUGACUCAACGGAAUCUUCGAGUCUUGGACAACCUGAUCAGACGGAUAUAUUCCAGAUAAUUAAUAUUCCAGGCUUGAUGGGUAUUCCUGGUGGGUUUAUGCAGCAGAGUCAAAAACCUAAAACUUCAAAUCCAUCUCAAAAAGGUGAACUCCCAAAAGACAACAUGAAACCGGAAAGCAAAUCAAGUGAAUCAAAAAGUUCAGAGGAUUCCAAUCAAUUUAAUAUAGCUGGAAUUUUCAAUGUUCCAGGACAACUGGGCAUUCCUGAUUUAUUUGAACAAGGCAGCCUUAUACCUCAAUCUCAUAAGAACUCAGGAUCGCAUUCACCUCAGAACGAUAACAAUUCAAAAGAUAUCAAGAAUCCGGAAAGCAAGUCACAGGAAUCAAAAAAUUCUGAUCAGUCCGAUCCGUUUAAUAUAGCCGGAAUACUCAAUAUUCCAGGACGAUUAGCAAUUCCCGAUAUUUUUCAACAGGGAAACCGUAAUCCAAAAACCCCAAAUUCAAAUUCACCUCAAAAAGAUAGUAAUUCAAAUCCCGAAACCAAAUCCAAGGAAUCAAAAAGCUCCGAGGAAUCUAGUAAAUCUUUAAUACCUGGAAUGCUAAAUAUCCCGGGUCGACUUGGUAUUGGUAAUUUAUUAGGCCAAGGCAAGAACAAGCAUCUGAAACCCAAAAAACAACAACCUGCGGAGAAUAGUAGUUCAAAAGAUCAUGAAAGUUCACCUGAAAUUGAUAUGUCUUCGAAACGCAACCGUGCUCAGCAAAAUAAAUCUCCGAAUAAAAAAAAUAAACGAAUGAAUGGCGUUUAUCCAAGGCGUUCAAAGCCUGGCGAUGGUGGAAAAAAAAAUGGUUCAACUUCUUCAUCAAGUUCCAGUAGCUCGGAAUCACAAGAGGGUUCAUUGUCUGACAAUGAUGAAGGCAGCAAGAAACACAAACCAAUGAAAUUGAAAUAUAAUCGACGAUACCUCCUCGUUCCACAAGUUGAUAAGACAUCAAACACUAAGAAAAAACAUCAUUCAAGCAAAGAUUCAGAGUAUGCGUCAAAGCCUCGUCUCUGUCCUUCUACUCCCCCUUCCUCGCACAAGCCGUUCCGCCUACCAGGGUUGUCUGAAAUGUUUGAACAUCAUUCUACAUCGACUACGGAAACUCCUACCGAACUGAGUUUAAAAGUAGAUGUCCAAUCUGCUCAACCAACCACGGCAGCUCCACAAACACAUACAUUUAUCGUUAACGCUCCUAUAAAGACGAAAUCGUAG